Messenger RNA from Xiphophorus hellerii (green swordtail), 1418 nucleotides. RefSeq names its product general transcription factor II-I-like. Bases 122 to 1174 code for a protein of 350 amino acids. Lineage: Eukaryota; Metazoa; Chordata; Actinopteri; Cyprinodontiformes; Poeciliidae. The transcript has 8 exons. Gene Ontology annotation, cellular component: nucleus. Gene Ontology annotation, molecular function: DNA-binding transcription factor activity. The record is from RefSeq and is a predicted model, not a curated record.
AUAUGUGUUUGUCCUGAAUAUUAUUUUUUUAUAUGCUCUGCUUUUUUUCAUUUCAUGAUAAGAGAGAACACAUAUCUCGGAGGAAGCGAAGGUCUUCCUCCAGAAAGCCUAUAAAGAAGGGAUGACCAGGGUGGGAUCUCCACUGGUUGGAGCGGCAUCCCAGGCCACUGGCUUGCCACCGUUUGUCAUUGAUAACUGGAUUGGAAACUAUAGAAGAAAAAAGCCAUCUUCUUCUCAACCUAAAAACAAGAAGUUAUACACCAAGGACCUGUCUGGUUACAACCUGUUCUGCAGGGAUCAGUUAAAGAACAAAGGAAGCCUGAAAGAUAUUACACAGAAAUGGUCCACUUUGGCAGAAGAGCAGAAGAGGCAAUAUGCGGAGGAGGCAGCAGCUCUAAAAGUUCAGCACACUUCAGAUGACAUGAGCCCAGAUAUGCGAUGCCUGAAAUUGAAGAAGCACCUAAAGCAGAUGAAAAUAGAGGUUGCCAGUCUUGAGAAGCUUGGUGUAGAGACUGGUGUAAUGAUGUAUGACCAUCAAAAGCCUUUCUUAGAAGUCCUACAAGUGAGCAGCAAAGGUGCUUCUUCGUUCUUCGACAUACUGGACAACUUUGCACUGCAUUUCAAAGGAAAAUCAUCAUCUACUUCUGCUGCAAAAGAACCGGUUGAUUCAAUGGUUAAGAAAGUGCAGGAGCUCUUCAACAGGAAAUACAAGGAAGCGGGAGGCAGAGGAAAGCUCCCGUACAUCUCCAUUCAAAAUGAAAGCAUAAUUAUCAACGCUUUUGGUCUACCUGAUGGCAUCACUCUCAAAAAACCAUGCCACUAUGGACGUAAACAAUUAGAAGUCAUUUUAAAUAAUGCGGCGAACAUUUCCUUUAAAAUUAGUAAGUGUUUGAGCAUAAAUGUUGAUAGAUUAUAUUUAAAUGGAUGUCAUCCGUUAGAUGAGCGGAGCGUAACAGAGCCUAUGGGUUUGACGGAAGUGCUGUCAAGAGAACCGACUACAGAUGAUACUACGGAUGUUUGCAACAUCUGCCACUGUCUGUUCAGUGAUGAGAAAAAAAAUGCCAAGAAGAAGUGGCGUGAGUGGCGACGUUGCAACACAUGUGAGCAGUGGUCACACCUGGCAUGUGGAUUCAAGAAAAACUUGUGUCGUCAUUGUCAGACUCCCAGAAGUUGAGCCUUGUGUUAAGGAAUCAUGGCUAUUUUAGAUGGUUUAAUAUAGUUAAGCUAAUGCCAUGUGCGUUUAAGUAGACCAACAUUCCAUUUGGACAAAAGCAGAUGCAAGGCAGGAGUUCACAGAUAAACAUUCUUUUGGCAAGGCUGUAAUUUAGACCAGCCAUAAAACACAAAGCUCUUGAAAGGUUUUAAAUUAGGAGGCCAUAAAGAAUAUCUUCCCCGGCUCGCAGGUCAGAGGUCGGGGG